Molecule: messenger RNA, 2038 nt
Organism: Rosa rugosa (rugosa rose)
Lineage: Eukaryota; Viridiplantae; Streptophyta; Magnoliopsida; Rosales; Rosaceae
Product: shaggy-related protein kinase kappa
Exons: 13
Coding region: 464-1720 (418 amino acids)
Biological process (GO): signal transduction; protein phosphorylation
Cellular component (GO): cytoplasm
Molecular function (GO): protein serine/threonine kinase activity; ATP binding
Source: RefSeq, a predicted model, not a curated record
CUGAUGAGAGUAGGAGGAGAUAAAACGAAAAAGAAUAAAAAGCUCAUACUAGUUUAAUUUCAACUACAAUCUCAUCACCUACAGUGCUCGAGGAUCUCCGAUCAAGCUGUUCUUUUCUUCCAUUUUUGCUGCUGCUGCUGAAAUCUCAAAAAUUGAAGUAGCGGAGUUUAAAAUGCGCGAGCUCUGCUUGGAAGCCUCUCUCAAUUACUUGCAGGUCAGUUGGCUACAAGAUCCGUCAAGAACAUCUCUGAACGUUGAUAGUCUCUAGGGUGGGUUGAGUCAAUUGAAUUGAUUUUGGAGGAUCGGCGUUGAUUUGAUGUGUUUUUUAUUCCAAGUAUAUGCUUACAAUUGAAAGGAAGAUAGAUUGUUGGCUGGGAUGGGGCGUAGAAGCAGAGAGUACUGCAAGAGUAGCAAUUAUUAGCUUCUGCUGCUGAACUAGUAGUAGUAGUCAUCAGACACUGCCAUGGCAUCUGCUGGCAGUUCCAGGUCUGCGAAUGGCUUCAAGAGUUCGUCGUCUAGUUCGGUUGACUGGCUUGGUAGGGAGAUGCUUGAGAUGCGAUUGAAGGACAAGUCGGAUCAUCAUCACGAUGAGGAUAGGGAUAGUGAACCUGAUAUAAUCGAUGGUGCCGGUGCUGAAACAGGACAUGUAAUACGCACAACUGUUGGUGGUCGAGGUGGUCAAUCUAGACAGACAGUGAGUUAUAUUUCAGAACAUGUGGUUGGAACUGGCUCUUUUGGGGUUGUUUUCCAGGCGAAAUGUAGAGAAACUGGAGAGAUUGUUGCUAUCAAGAAGGUUCUCCAAGACAAGCGUUACAAGAACCGGGAGUUACAGAUUAUGCAAAUGUUGGAUCACCCAAACAUUGUUUCCCUAAAACAUUGCUUCUUUUCAACUACAGACAAAGAAGAGGUUUACUUGAAUCUCGUACUUGAAUUUGUUCCUGAAACUGUUUACCGUAUCGCAAGGAACUAUAGCAGGAUCAACCAGCGGAUGCCUUUAAUAUAUGUUAAACUUUAUACCUACCAGAUCUGUCGGGCACUUGCUUAUAUACAUAAUGGCAUUGGCAUCUGUCACCGUGACAUCAAGCCUCAAAAUUUACUUGUAAAUCCACACACACAUCAGCUGAAACUUUGUGAUUUUGGGAGUGCAAAAGUCUUGGUAAAAGGAGAACCCAAUGUGUCUUAUAUCUGCUCAAGAUACUAUCGUGCUCCAGAAUUGAUAUUUGGUGCCACUGAGUACACAAGUGCUAUUGAUAUUUGGUCUACAGGUUGUGUGAUGGCUGAAUUGCUUCUUGGACAGCCCCUGUUUCCUGGUGAAAGUGGAGUUGACCAACUAGUUGAGAUCAUUAAGGUUUUGGGAACUCCAACAAGGGAGGAGAUAAAGUGCAUGAAUCCAAACUAUACUGAAUUUAAGUUCCCACAGAUAAAGCCUCAUCCAUGGCACAAGGUGUUUCAAAAACGCUUGCCCCCAGAAGCAGUAGAUCUUGUUUGUAGGUUUUUUCAGUAUUCGCCCAAUUUGCGAUGCACUGCUUUGGAAGCUUGCAUUCACCCUUUCUUUGAUGAAUUGAGAGACCCAAAUACCCGCCUUCCUAAUGGCCGCCCUCUCCCUCCUCUGUUUAAUUUCAAAACCCAAGAGCUUCAAGGAAUUGCACCUGAUAUUGUCGAUCGACUUAUUCCAGAGCAUGCCCGUAAGCAGAACUUAUUUAUGGCUUUGCAUACCUAGCGGCUUCUAUGAGUGUAUUUUCUCAGCUUUACCAUCCCACAGUUCCCAGUGCAAUAUGGUCUUGUAGCAUUCAUAUGUAAAAUGGUUCUUUUAUAUUUGGUUAUCUCGGUUGAUUGUGAGUAAUAGUGUUCCAAAAGGAGUUCCUAGAAUAAUUUAGUAAACCUGAGGCUUUUAGUUUUCAUGCGGAUGGAGGUGGGUUUUGUAUGCUUAUUCAAGGACCAACAUCUAUUCGUUACAUGUGUUUAUUGCGGCACGUACUGCAAAAUACUCAAGUAAGAUAAGAACUUUGCCAUUAUUAUAUAUACAGAUCCUUUUUUC